Messenger RNA from Mercenaria mercenaria, 10674 nucleotides. Its product is annotated as carnitine O-palmitoyltransferase 1, liver isoform-like. The record is from RefSeq and is a predicted model, not a curated record. The transcript has 18 exons. Gene Ontology annotation, biological process: carnitine metabolic process; fatty acid metabolic process. Gene Ontology annotation, molecular function: carnitine O-palmitoyltransferase activity. Bases 145 to 2295 code for a protein of 716 amino acids. NCBI's taxonomy places the organism in Eukaryota, Metazoa, Mollusca, Bivalvia, Venerida, Veneridae. Gene Ontology annotation, cellular component: mitochondrion.
CGAAGGUGUGUCACGGAGCGAGUCAUUCGGAACAAUCGGACCUUGUCGACCCGGGUAAACAGUAACGUCAAACAAAUCCAGACACAAUUUACGAUUUUAUCAAAAAAUAGUCAAAAGCAAUAAGGGAAAACUACCAGCAGCAAGAUGUUUCGAGUAAUGGGCUCCAUGAUGCCCUAUAGAAAUAGGGCAUAUGACAUUUACAGGAGAAAUUUUAGCGAAGCAUCGGCUGUUGGCUUUCUCUCUGCGAUUUUGUUUACUGUUUUUUCAGAACCCGUUAAAAAUUUGGUCGACUUUGGUGAAAAAUGGAUGGAAUUAUCUGGUAUUCCAUACCAAAUGAAUAUUGCAAUGUUUGGAUUUAUAGUUGGAUACGGAUCAACCAAAAUGUUCUUAUUGAUGAGGAUGCAGUUGUUCAAAAUGUUGCUGGCUUACCAAGGCUGGAUGUUUAACCCAAAGUCAACAACCACAAAGAUGUGGGCACUUAUGCUGGGUUUGUUGCGAGGAAAUGGAAAGUACCCUUGCUUCUACUUUGAACCGUUACUCCCGAGACUCCCCAUACCAGAUCUUAAUGCAACACUUGACAGGUUUCUAGCCUCCAUGAAGCCCAUACUGUCAGAUGAAGACUUUAUAGAGCUGUUGACAGCCACAGAGACUUUCAGGGUGAAUGAGGGACCAAAACUUCAACAAUAUCUGAAGAAUAGAUCCAUUAACAAGCGAAACUGGGUAGAGGAUUUCUGGUUGCAGAUGGCUUACCUUGGAUGGAGAGAACCGUCUGCAAUUAAUGUGAACUGUUAUGCUGUCGAUAGGAAGACUGUCCCUACAACUAACCAACUGGCACGAGCAGCAAAUAUAAUAUAUAGUGCUGUCAAAUAUUAUGAGGAGAUCUGCGAGGACACACUCGUACCACAGUAUAUGCAAGAUUUGAUACCACUUACCAUGGAUGGUUACAGGAAAACCCAUUGCACAACUCGCAUUCCAAAAGUUGGCAUGGAUGACCAAGAAACACACAAGGACCAAAAACAUAUAGUUAUAUACAGGAAGGGAGUUUAUUUUAAACUGGAUGUAUACAAGACUGACAGUGAUGGCAAGGAGGUACAGCUAACUGUUCCAGAAAUCUACGUGUUACUACAGCAGGUGCUUGAUCUCGCAGAAGAUGCAAAAGAUUUUUGUCCAGUUGGAGUUUUUACCGCACAAAACAGAGAUUACUGGGCCAAGAUACGAGAGAGACUGGUAGCAGUUGAUGUGAACAGAGAGAGUAUCACCAGUAUAGACAGCAGCAUAGGCUUGUUUGUCAUUGAGGAGGAAUGCCCUAAGGGUCUAGAUGAGGAAGCCAUAUUCACCAUGACUGGACAUGGACCUAACAGAUAUUUUGACAAGUCAUUGCAGUAUAUCAUUUAUUCUAAUGGAAAGGCAGGAAUCAAUGCUGAACAUUCUUGUGGUGAUGCGACUUAUGCUGCACGUAUGUGGGAAUAUAUCCUUGCUGUGGAGAAAUACAAUAAUGAUGGAGGAGUUGCUAAAAUCUCAGAUCAACAAUUGAAAAAACUUAGCCCUCCUCAGAAGCUGGACUGGGAUCUCAAUGACUUUGAACAGGAACUUACAGAAUCUCAAGAACAUUUUCAAAAACUGGCCAACAGUUUUGGACUGAGGCUGGUGUUCGCUGAGUAUGGUAAAGGGUACAUCAAAACAAAGAGAGUCAGUCCUGAUGGCUAUUUACAGAUGGCAAUUCAGUUGGCUUAUUACAAGCUUCAUGGAAAAGUUGUCAAGACAUAUGAAUCUGCUUCCACUAGAAUGUUUGCAAAUGGUCGCACUGAGACCAUUCGUCCAGUAACCGAGGCAUCAGCUGCAUGGUGUAAAGCUAUGUCGAGUAUGAAAACCACUAGAGAACAGAAGAUAUUACUCCUGAAACGUGCAAUCAACGCUCAGACUAAAGUAAAGAACGAGGCUGUAUGUGGUCAGGGCUGGGAUAGACACUUGUUCGGCCUGUAUGCUUGCUGUAAGGAGCUUGGUAUGGAUCCACCAGCACUGUUCCAAAAUAAGAACUUUUUCAUGCCCGAUGUGUUAAGUACGUCUCAAACUCCAACAAAGUACACCCAUAUCUGGAAACAAGAAUCAUCAUGUCUUGGUGGAGGUUUUGCACCAGUCAAUCCAAAUGGCUACGGUGUGUCAUACAUCAUCGUUGGAGAAGAUAUCAUACUGUUUCAUGUAAGCAGCAACAAGUAUUCCACAGAAACUUCGGAGCAUAAAAUGUCAGAAGCUAUUCUCGACGCCAUGAACGAAAUGAAAUCCCUUCUUGAUUAAGUAAUAAAAGACAAGACAAAAAGUUUUUAAAAGAACUGAAAGUGUGAAAUGGACUAUAUAUGGGAGAUGGAACAUAUAGUUUGAAAUGAACUAUAGUUUGAUUGAUAUUGGUACAAACACUCGCACAACCUUGAUUUGCUUGGCACAAUAUUUUUAGUCAGUUCAACACUUUUUUCUUCACACUAAAUUUGUAGUUGUGUCCACCAAUUUUCUCAAGUUUGAUAUUUGUUUAAAAGUUCUAUUCUUGCAUCAUGGGAGAUUUUAUGUAAUGGAGAUGACUAAUUGUAUAACAGUGCAACUUAUUUUGGACAUAUAUAUUUGUGAAUGUCCUACAGUACCUAGAUUCAUGUUCAUCAACAUUCAACUGGUAUAUAACAAACAUGUUUUUUUAUGCCCCCGAAGGGAGGCAUAUAGUUUUUGAACCGUCAGUCUGUCGGUCUGUCGGUCUGUCCGCAUUUUUCGUGUCCGGUCCAUAUCUUUGUCAUCGAUGGAUGGAUUUUCAAAUAACUUGGCAUGAAUGUGUACCACAGUAAGACGAUGUGUCGCGCGCAAGACCCAGGUCCGUACCUCAAAGGUCAAGGUCACACUUAGACAUUAAAGGUUAUUGCAUUGAUGGGCGUGUCUGGUCCAUAUCUUUGUCAUCGAUGGAUGGAAUUUCAAAUAACUUGGCAUGAAUGUGUACCACAGUAAGACGACGUGUCGCGCGCAAGACCCAUGUCCGUACCUCAAAGGUCAAGGUCACACUUAGACAUUAAGGGAUAGUGCAUUGAUGGGCGUGUCCGGUCCAUAUCUUUGUCGUCGAUGGAUGGAUUUUCAAAUAUCUUGGCAUGAAUGUGUACCACAGUAAGAUGACGUGUCGCGCGCAAGACCCAGGUCCGUAUCUCAAAGGUCAAGGUCAAACUUAGACAUCAAGGGAUAGUGCAUUGAUGGGCGUGUCCGGUCCAUAUCUUUGUCAUCGAUGGAUGGAUUUUAAAAUAACUACGCAUAAAUGUGUGACACAGUAAGACGUGUCGCGCGCAAGACCCAGCUCUGUAGGUCAAAGGUCCUAAACUCGAACAUCGGCCAUAACUAUUCAUUUAAAGUGCCAUCGGGGGCAUGUGUCAUCCUAUGGAGACAGCUCUUGUUCUUAUUCCAUUUUUCUAUCAUAAGAAUUGUACUGAGAUUUUGUAUAAUUCUUGAAAACUUAACUAUCUAAAGUAUUUCUGUAACAUUUCAUUUUAGUUUGUUUUGUAACCUCAGAAAUUCAACUGACAAGGUUUUAAUCUUUCUUAAGGACUUGAAACAUCAAGUUUUUAUUGAAAAUAGCUGUUAUGAUUAUAUUUCGGUCCAAUUUGUUGCCAUGGUUUUUAUUUUUUAUGCCCCCGAAGGGAGGCAUAUAGUUUUUGAACCGUCUGUCGGUCUGUCAGUCUGUCCGCAAUUUUCGUGUCCGGUAUAUAUCUUUGUCAUCGAUGGAUGGAUUUUCAAAUAACUUGGCAUGAAUGUGUACCACAGUAAGAUGACGUGUCGCGCGCAAGACCCAGGCCCGUAGCUCAAAGGUCAAGGUCACACUUAGACAUUAAAGGAUAGUGCAUUGAUGGGCGUGUCCGGUCCAUAUCUUUGUCAUUGAUGAAUGGAUUUUCAAAUAACUUGGCAUGAAUGUGUACCACAGUAAGACGACGUGUCGCGCGCAAGACCCAGGUCCGUAGCUCAAAGGUCAAGGUCACACUUAGACGUUAAAGGAUAGUGCCUUGAUGGGCGUGUCCAGUCCAUAUCUUUGUCAUCGAUGGAUGGAUUUUCAAAUAACUUGGCAUGAAUGUGUACCACAGUAAGACGAUGUGUCAUGCGCAAGACCCAGGUCCGUAGCUCAAAGGUCAAGGUCACACUUGGACGUUAAAGGAUAGUGCAUUGAUGGGCGUAUCUGGUCCAUAUCUUUGUCAUCGAUGGAUGGAUUUUCAAAUAACUUGGCAUGAAUGUGUACCACAGUAAGACGACGUGUCAUGCGCAAGACCCAGGUCCGUAGCUCAAAGGUCAAGGUCACACUUAGACAUUAAAGGUCAUUUUUCAUGAUAGUGCAUUGAUGGCGUGGUGCAUUGAUGGCGUGUCCGGUCCAUAUCAUUGUCAUUCAUGCAUGGAUUUUAAAAUAACUAGGAUGAAUGUGUAACACAGUAAGACGACGUGUUGCGCGCAAGACCCAGCUCCGUAGGUCAAAGGUCCUAAACUCUAACAUCGGCCAUAACUAUUCAUUCAAAGUGCCAUCGGGGGCAUGUGUCAUCCUACGGAGACAGCUCUUGUUUGUAAAUAAUUUUCAACAAAGAUGAUUUUAAAUCAUGUUCAGGAAUAUUGUCUUAUCUUUUAGACCUCACAUACUUUGACCAUUUUAUGUUUUAUUUAUUUCUUGAAGUUUAAAAAUGCACUUAGAAUGCAAAUGUUAUAGGGAAUUUACGUGUUUCAGAUUUUGACAGAAUAUGACAUUGUGUUUGUUGCAUGCUGUAGGAACUUGUGCUAUAGGCGUUUUAUAAAUCUUACCUUAUAGUCUUUUGUUGAAAGUUGAUGGAAAGAUAUAGAGUGGAAGAGGAAUCAAAGUUUUGAAAGAAGUACUGGAUGGUAUAGGGUUAUAGGGAAAGACUACUGGAUGGUAUAGGGUUAUAGGGAAAGACUACUGGAUGGUUGAAGAUCUAAGGAAGACUUGUAUGAUCAGGGAAAGUAAGGGUUUGAUAGUGAAUAUGGUCUGAUUAGUUUUCAUUGAAUGAAAAGAACAGCUUAUGUUUAUAUACAGUCAAACUUUGUUCGCUCCAACUUGAAUGGACAGGCAAAAUUUGUUUUAGUAAUUGCUAGUUCGAGCCAUUGACCAGUAUACAUUGUAUAGAAAUUUUGCUGGGACCUGACGAUGUAUUUGAGCGAAGGGUGGUGUCUGAAUUUUCCAAGUUCAAAAAAAGGAAGUUCGACUGUAUAAAGACAGAAAUCAAUUUGGAUUUGUAUAUGUCUGAUGAAGUUUUAUUGUGCCAUCUGCUUAAAGUGAGAAAAAAUAUGUAAACAUGCACUUGAUUUAAUCAUAGUUUUUAUAUAGCUAAUUUUAAAUAUGGCACAUGGUUUAAUCAUAGUUUUUAUAUAGCUUUUUUAGCUCACCUGAGCACGAAGUGCUCAAAGGUGAGCUUUAGUGAUCGCCCUGUGUCCGUCGUCCUCCGUCGUCCGUCCGUCCGUCCGUCCGUCCGUCGUCAACAAUUUGACUGUUAACACUCUAGAGGUCACAUUUUUGGCCCAAUCUUAAUGAAACUUGGUCAGAAUGUUACCCUCAAUAAAAUCUUGGACGAGUUCGAUACUGGGUCAUCUGGGAUCAAAAACUAGGUCAUCAGGUCAAAUCAAAGGAAAAGCUUGUUAACACUCUAGAGGUCACAUUUUUGGCCCAAUCUUAAUGAAACUUGGUCAGAAUGUUACCCUCAAUAAAAUCUUGGACGAGUUCAAUAUUGGGUCAUCUGGGAUCAAAAACUAGGUCAUCAGGUCAAAUCAAAGGAAAAGCUUGUUAACACUCUAGAGGUCACAUUUUUGGCCCAAUCUUAAUGAAACUUGGUCAGAAUGUUACCCUCAAUAAAAUCUUGGACGAGUUCGAUAUUGGGUCAUCUGGGUUCAAAAACUAGGUCACCAGGUCAAAUCAAAGGAAAAGCUUGUUAACACUCUAUAGGUCACAAUUUUGGCCCAGUCUUAAUGAAACUUGACCAGAAUGUUAAUCUUAAGGUCCAGUUUGAAUCUGGGUCAUGUAGGAUCAAAAACUAGGUCACCAGGUCAAAUCAAAGGAAAAGCUAGUUUACACUGUAGAGACCACAUUUAUGACCAUAUCAUAAUGAAACUUGGUCAGAAUGUAAAUCUUGAUGAUCUUAAGGUCAGUUGUAAAUCUGGGUCAUCUGGGGUCAAAAACUAGGUCACUAGGUCAGAUCAAAGGAAAAGCUUGUUAACACUGUAGAGGCCAUAUUUAUGACUGUAUCUUCAUGAAACUUAGUCAGAAUGUUGAACUUGAUGAUCUUUAGGGCAGGUUUGAAUCUGGGUCAUGUCGGAUCAAAAACUAGGUCACCAGGUCAAAUCAAAGGAAAAGCUAGUUAACACUUUAGAGGCCACAGUUAUGACCAUAUCUUAAUGAAACUUUGUCAGAAUAUUAAUCUUGAUGAUCUUUUGAUCAAGUUUAAAUCUGGGUCAGUUGGGGUCAAAAACUAGGUCACUAGGUCAUAUCAAAGGAAAACCUUGUUAACACUCUAGAGGCCACAUUUAUGACUGUAUAUUCAUGAAACUUAGUCAGAAUGUUAAACUUGAUGAUCUUUAGGUCAAGUUCGAAUCUGGGUCAUAUCGGGUCAAAAACUAGGUCACGGGGUCAUUUCAAAGGAAUGGCUAGUUAACACUUUAGAGGCCACAUUUAUGACCAUAUCUUAAUGAAACUUGGUCAGAAUGUUAAUCUUAAUGAUCUUUAGGUCUGUAGGUCAGGUGAGCGAUACAGGGCCUUCAUGGCCCUCUUGUAUAAAUAUAUAGGCCUUGUUGAUGUGUUCACAUUACUCUUGAUAUUGUUCUUGUGUUCACAUUGCUAUAGGCCUUGUUGAUGUGUUUACAUUGCUCAUCAAAACCAAGCACAAGUGUUUCUUUAUGUCUGUGAUAAAGGCUUACCUGUAGUAGAAAGGAUUGUGUUUCUAAAAAUAUAUGUUGAAGCUUGAAGACAUUUAAAUUGUAUGGCUUACACAUAUCUUUACACUGGUUAGGUCACAUGGACCAUUUCUCAUGGGCAGGUGGAAAAUGUGUCAAAAUGUCUUAAUAAAUGAGAUGAGCAGGUAGGUAACAUAAUUAUAUCAGAACAGUUUUUAGCUCUCCUGGUCCUUUAGCAACAUAUUGGAAGGUGGGCAUACAUACUUUAUUUGUCUCUUGUUCUUAACAGUAAUACUGAUUUGCAGAUGUCGGUCGGUCGGUAUGUAGACCAAUCCGUUUCCGGAUGAUAACUCGAGAACGCUUGGGCCUAGGAUCAUGAAAUUUGAUAGGGUUGUUGGUCACAACCAGCAGAUGACCCCUAUUGAUUUUGAGAUCAGUAGGUCAAAGGUCAAGGUCACAGUGACCCAGAACAGUUAAACGUUUUCUGGAUGAUAACUCAAGAACGUUUGGGCCUAGGAUCAUGAAAGUUGAUAGGAUGGUUAGUCAUGACCAGCAGAUGACCCCUACUGAUUUUGAGAUCAGUAGGUCAAAGUCACAGUGACUCAGAACAGUUAAACGGUUUCCGGAUGAUAACUCAAGAAUGCUUGGGCCUAGGAUCAUAAAAGUUGAUAGGGAGGUUGGUCAUGACCCCUAUUGAUUUUGAGGUCAAAGGCCAAGGUCACAGUGACCAGGUACAGUUUAACGAUUUCCAGACGAUAACUCAAGAACGCUUCUGGAUGAUAACUUGAGAACGCUUGGGCCUAGGAUAACAAAACUUCUUAAUAGGGAGGUUGAUCAUGACCAGCAGAUUACCCUUAUUGAUUUCAAGGUGAGUCGGUCAAAGGUCAAGGUCACAGUGACCUGAAACAGUUAAAAUGUGUCCGGACGAUAACUUGAGAAUGCUUGGGCCUAGGAUCACGAAUCUUACUAAGGAGAUUUAUCGUGACCUGCAGAUGACCCCCGUUUGAUUUUGAGGUCAAAGGUCAAGGUCGCUUUGACCAAGAACAGUAAAAGUUUUGUACACAGUGACCAAAUAAUUUCUGUUCCUUGUACAAUUACUGAAUGCAUUAAGGGGGGCAUUUCGUGUUCGACAAGCUCUUGUCUUACAGAGGUUUUUAAUGGUGGAGAGAGUGUCUUUGACCUAGAUUUGCCAGCAAUAGAAAAUGUAUCUCUUUCUUAUUUAUCUAUAGAUCAUGUAUGUUACGGUUUUUCUUACAGGUGAAAAUGAGAUGUUGCUAUAAAUUUUGUUUUACUUGUAUUAUAUGAACUGGUCAGCUUACAUUACCAGAUUUUAUUUAUUGUAUACUGAUUACCGCUUAUAGUGGAACUGUCAUGUUUGUUUAUGAAAGUCAUAAAUCUUUCAUUUGAUUGUUCAUACAAUGUAUAUUUUUAGUUUGCAAAGCUGUAUGAAUGGCAAGUUGUUUUACUAUCACUCAUCUCAAUAUUUCAUUCAGUUUUCUUGAUAGUGCUGUUGUUGAUCUAAGUUCUGUUGUUUUAUCCUGAGAAUGUGGGCAACAAGGUUAAUAUAACAGAACAAGCAUCAUUUGCUAGGUCAUUUUGAAAAAAACAAAUGUCUAUAUAACCCAAAAUUCAAAAUAUUUUGUAUCAAAGUCCCUUCAGUAAAAUUAUCUCACUUGCCAAAAAAAUAAUUGCGCAGCAUUUUCACUAUAAACUUCCAUUAGUAGGGCCCUGAAAGUUGCAUGGUUUGGGAGAUAAAAGGCUGUAAUGGAGCAGGCAAUACAACAGAACAAUAGACCUAAAUUUGAAUAUCAUACACAAACUGGGGGGGGGGGGGUUAGAAAGUACAGUAAAAUAUACCUCAAUAAAAUCAUUUCAUACAUCAUGAUUAAUGGGAUCAAGGAGCAGGGUACCAGACAUAAAAUUGGCAUGAUUUUAGUGUUUGCUAGAGUAACAUAUAUAUAUGUGAUACACAGAAAAAUUGGCAUUUUCAAUAUUUUCUCUGUUAACAAAUGGCAAUAAUUUAUGAAAAUAGAGUCCUAUUAAUCCUGAAUAAAAAAAGUGAUAGUGAGUUUUACUUUGAUUUUCAAAAAUUUCGAUAACAUAUAUCAUUUUAUUUUUUAGACUGCUAUUUUUUUAGGCUGCUAAUUGUAUUAAUGUUAAACUCAUUACUUGUAUAUUGAAUAUGUGCUCUUUCAUGUAGUUAUUUGAAAAAUCUUUAUCUUCUGGUUUAUUUUCUUAAUUUUUUGUUUUUUCUCCCAAAAAUUUUAGCCAACAGGUAAAAUGAUGAUUAUGAUAAAUCAUUGUUGUAAAAUAUAGCAAAAUUUGAUACUGCGAAAUCAGUAACCUUCAGCCUGCUGACUGCAAGUGAUUUUGCCUUUGUGACCUGUGCAGACCAAGAUCAGCAUGUGAUCAUGGUCUGCACUGUUCGCUAUUCAGUCAGUUAGUUUUCAGUAAAAUCCCUUUGAAUAAUAAGUGGUACUGCCCAAAUUGAAUGAUGGACCAGUCCAUUUUAGAAAUUUAGCAGGGUAAAGGUUAAUAUUCAUGAAGAACUAAUUAUUGUAGAUUUUUGGGACAAUCCACAAAAUCACAUCCCGACUGUCAAGCAAAGGUCUCAUUUCGUUAAAUGGACAUCCACAAAUUCAUUCCCCGGUGAAAUAGUCGUUUUGGGGCGAAACCAUGAAAUUUUGUUCACACGAAAUUAAAUGAUUUCAUUAUAUGGACAUAUGGAACAAAGUGUUAUGUUUCAGUGCAGGCCAGUUUGUAAUGGUUUGUGAGAAUUAAAUAAGAACAUCAUGUAAGACAUAAUUGGGUAUGAUUUGUCUAGAAUUUUUAUUAGCCUUUUCCAAUUUUAUUGAUGUAGCUGUGUGUAAGAUGUAUUUUUUACUUGAUGAGAAUUUGUCUGCUGUAUAAUUCACCAGAUUUGUACACAGUUUCCUGUGUGGUUUUUCCUUAUUUCUACAUGUCUCCAGUAGUAGUUGUAAGAACUUUUUUAAUUUUAAGAUAUCUUGAAUCUUUUCAGUUUGAUGGGUAAAAAUUUCGUUUUCACAGAUAAUCCCUCCGUUGCGUUUUUGAAUUAUGAAAAUUUUAAAAAAACAAGCAAUAUUUUUUUGUCCCAUGUUAUAUGUCAUGGUAGUGAAAUAAAGCGAUUACAUGAAUUUGGUAUUACAGUAGUGUAAUAACAUCAUGACAUUGAUAGAAUUUACUUUGUUUAUUACAAGCAAAGAAAGACAAAAGAAAUUUUGAUGUUUCAGUCAAAAGAAAAUGAUAAAGAUAUUACCUUUGUGUCUUUCCAUAUCAAAUUGGAUAAAAAUGAUAAAAUGCGGAGCAGAGCUUUGCAUUUUGCUAUUUCUUUUGACUUGUUUUAAUAAGUUCAGUAUGAAAAGACACUCUGUAAUAUCCUCUAUUGAUGUUUGCUUUGAUAUUCUGAAAAAUCUUUUUUUUUCUUUACAAUAAAUGAAAACUAAUCUAGAUAUCAGGUACCUUAGAAAUUAAAAGGGUUCUUUGUUUGAAGAAAAAUCAAGGAAAACCAAUGCUUUGAAAACUGUGUAUCAAACAGUAAACUUAGUUUUAAAACUUUUACUAGUAGACUUACUGCUUAUUUUUGUAUAUCUUUACGUAUUGUUAUAGAAUAAUCACGCUUGUUAUUGGUGUAUUGUGUACUGAUUUUGCUAUUCUUAUUUGUUUUGCAUGAUUUUGUAGUAUUGGUAUAAUUUGAGAUGUUAUUUUUUUAUUUAUAGCAUACGAUUGUAUACUUCUGCAAAUAAAUAUAUAUCAUCA